UGAAAUUCAAUUCCCUCAUAUUCUCUCUCUAUAUAUCUAUUGCAACAGAGACAACUCUGCUAAUACAGCCAUAGAGAGUACAUCAUCUCUGCUGUCUUUCUCAUGCUGUAGUUGUCCUUUGCUUGUGAAGGGUAAAUACACACCCCUUCUCUCUCCCUCUCUCUCUUUCUAGUUUCUAUCGCCCAAAAAUGAACACUCAGAUUUUUGAUCCACAUGCUUAGUUAACUAUCUCUAUAAACUGAGUGAGAAAACAACAAAAGAAGAAAUCAAAACAAGCAUGGGGAUUGAAGAUAUUGAGUACUUUGAUUUCUCUCACAAAACACUGAGUCUUCAUUUGCAGAAAAUAAAACCAUAAUUAGACUAUCCUUAAUGGUGCAUGUGUCGUAUUCUCAAAUCUAGUUUCUAAUAGGGUUGUUUCUAGCGGCGCAAUUUCAAAGCUUCUUUUUUUUUUUUUUUUUGGCCUUUUCAAAUGUAUCCUUCAAACAGCAAUGGCAGCAGUGAAGAACCAAUUAAUGACCAUUCGUUCUUUCAUUUCGUUACGGAUUCUAAACAGGAAGAUCCUUCUUUUGGUUUCUUCAAUUUCCCCUCUCCGUAUUAUAGUCAAUGUGAGCUUGAACAAGUGUUUCAAGACCAAGACCAUGAUGCUUUCCUUCACCAACAUCAUGAUCUAUUGUUUCAUCACGAACAAUACCAACAGCCAUUAAUGGCUGAUUCGGUUUCGGGCACCAUCGUUAACGUGCCUGCAACUUCAGCCGUGGACUGCACCAAGAAGAAGAGCAACAAUCAUAAUACCGACGCUGAAGUAAAGCAGCAAAAGCGGUCGUCUUCUAAGAGAGACCGACACAGCAAGAUCAACACGGUGAAUGGACCAAGAGACCGGAGGAUGAGGUUGUCCCUCGAUGUAGCUCGUGAGUUCUUUGGUUUGCAAGACAUGUUAGGCUACGACAAAGCUAGUAGGACAGUGGAAUGGUUGCUCAUACAGGCGAGGCACGAAAUCAUGAAGCUAGCCAGAACCCGUGUUUCCCAUAAUAAUAACAACAGCGUUGCAACAGCGGCGGCGGCGGCUGUUGCAAAGAGUCCAUCUUCGACUUCCGAGGGUGAAGUGGUGUCUGCUUUAGAAGGUACCAUCUCUAAAGGGAAACCUACAGAGAAAAGGGUUAAAAAAACCACUUUCCAGUUCCACCCUCUUGCAAGGGAUUUAAGGGAAAAGGCAAGAGCAAGGGCAAAGGCAAGAACCAAAGCAAAGAACAUGUGGAAUCAAAAGCUAUGUGGUAGUACUGAUGAGAACAAACUCAGUUCAUGGUGUUCUUUUCAGACAGGUGAAGAAUCUAGUAUCCAACACCACCACCACAACAAGAAGAUCAACCCUUCUUUGCAACAGGUUGCUGGUGGUGAUAUGAUUGAUGAAUCUUUAGCAAUUAUUAACAAAUGGAACCCCAAUUCCAUGUUCAAUUGUCUACAAAACUCUGGAAUUAACCAAGAGGCAAGUACUAAGUUCCUUUAUAACAUAGUUCCUUUGAUCUUCUGUUUGUCAGCUGCUAAUUCUAGAACCAAACCUAAUUAUAACAAAUGA
Messenger RNA from Gossypium arboreum, 1573 nucleotides. Its product is annotated as transcription factor TCP18-like. Lineage: Eukaryota; Viridiplantae; Streptophyta; Magnoliopsida; Malvales; Malvaceae. The transcript has a single exon. The record is from RefSeq and is a predicted model, not a curated record. Gene Ontology annotation, biological process: regulation of secondary shoot formation. Gene Ontology annotation, molecular function: sequence-specific DNA binding; DNA-binding transcription factor activity. The coding region runs from base 470 to 1573 and encodes 367 amino acids. Gene Ontology annotation, cellular component: nucleus.